Petromyzon marinus (sea lamprey) is the source of this 2219-nucleotide messenger RNA. It is a transcript of the gene GHDC, whose product is annotated as GH3 domain containing. Gene Ontology annotation, cellular component: cytoplasm. Gene Ontology annotation, molecular function: acid-amino acid ligase activity. The record is from RefSeq and is a predicted model, not a curated record. NCBI's taxonomy places the organism in Eukaryota, Metazoa, Chordata, Hyperoartia, Petromyzontiformes, Petromyzontidae.
CCCCCCACCAGCUGACGAAGGGGAACACGUGGGCCGCGUUGCAUAACAAACACGGAAGGGCUUGGAAAUCGUGGUAAUAACAACAGAGUACAGUGUCCUCGUUACAAUUGUGUCCCCUUGCAGCCGGACGGUGUCCUCCUGGUAGUAACGCGAGCCUAGGAGAGCAGCAGGAGCAGCAGGAGCGAUGGGCUCCUUCCUCGGCAUCGGCGUCGCCACGAUCUGCAGCGCCGGCCUGGCGUGCGCCUUCGCCUUGGCGUGGGACAUCAGGCAGCGCACGGUGUCCGAGAGCCACACGCUGGGCAGUCUCUUGGGACAGUACUUCUGCUACGCCGUCAUGCACAGGCUGGGGAGGUGGCAGCGCAAGAAGUUGGAGGUGGACACCAUGGACGUGGCCACGGCGCAGGAGGAGACGCUGCUCGCUCGGCUGCAGCGGAACGGUGACACGGCGUACGGGCGUCAGCACGGCCUCGACACCGUACGCAGCCGUCGGGAGCUGAGGGAGAGACACCCGCUCACCAGGUAUGAUCACUACCGGGCGUACGUGGAGCGGGUGGCGUGUGGGGAGCUGGGAGUCCUCACAUCUCAGCAACCGUCGAUCCUGGCGCUCACGUCCGGCACAUCAGGCCACUGCAGCAUGCUGCUCAGCCUGCCCUCCACCCUCCGGGAGUUCUUCCUCCAGGGAGUGGCCGUCAUCCUGUGCGUCAUGUUCGACACGUACCCCGAAGCCAGGAACCUCCAGAAGGUGGCAAAGUUAUUUUACAUGCCGCGCUGGCGUUCGUCGGAGGCCGGCAUACCCGUGGGACCCAACUCCUCGUCACCCGACAGCAGCAAGGGACUCCUGAGCAUCUACUCCACCCCGGGGUGCGCCUUCGCCAUCGCGAGUGAGCAGGAGGCCCUCUACGUGCACCUGCUGUUCGCGCUGCGCGACCGCCGCCUGGGCUCGUUGGAGGCAAACUUCGCAUCGCUCGUCUACCACGCCUUCUCCACGCUGGAGAUGCGGUGGCAGCGCUCGUUGGCUGAAGACAUCGAGCUGGGCCGGGUGAGCCCCAACAUCGACCUUCCGGACGACGUACGCUCCUCGCUGAACGCCCUACUCAGGCCGGAUCCGGCGCGUGCCGAGGAGCUGCGUCGGGCGUUUGCCGGCGGAUUCGAUGGCAUCGCCCGCAGGAUCUGGCCGCGCCUCAACCUGGUGCUGGCCGUAGACUCCGGCUCCAACGAGCCAUACGGUCGGGCCCUGGAGAACCACUACUGCCGGGGAGUGCCUCUCUACUCACCUCUGUACGGAGCCACGGAGGGUCUGAUCGGGGUGAACCUGUGGCCGGAGCGUCGGGAAAGGCGUUACCUGCUGUGUCCCCGCGCCAUGGUGUGCGAGUUCAUCCCCGUGCAGCACGCCGAGCAAGAGCAGCCGGGCACGCUGCUCAUGGAGGAGGUGCAGGAGGGACAGGUCUAUGAGCUGGUACUCACGAAUGGCUCAGGGCUCUACCGAUAUCGCUUUGGCGACGUGAUUCAAGUGGUUGGAUUCCACAAUCGGUGUCCCAUCGUGGAAUUUAUGUACAGGCAGGGCAUGAUGCUGAACGUGCGAGGAGAGAAGACGUCUGAGGGUUUGUUCGACAGGGUCAUGAAGCGCACCGCUCGCAUCUGGGCUGGCUCCGAGCUGCUCGACUACUGCUGUGCGGAGAGUGGCCUUCUUGGAAACUCAGCAGGAACUUCUGACCCACACUAUGAGGUGUUCGUGGAAGUCAAAGGAACCCAGUAUUUAUCUGAUGAAAAGAGAAACAAGCUCGAUCAGUUUCUGCAGGAAGAGUCGGCGGUGUACAAGUCAUUUCGCAACAAAGGCAGCAUCGGGCCAGCCCGGGUAAACCUGAUCCACCAAGGGGCAUUCCAGGAUCUCAAGAAAUAUGCCCUGGAGAAAUCUGGAGCCAGUCCUAACCAGUACAAGACUCCCCGGGUGCUCAAGAACAAGGAGCAGGUUGACAUUUUAUUGCAGAGAUGCAUUGCCUGAGUAUGAAGCAAGCUGGAUGAGACUGUACAUCCCGGCAUGUGGCAAGCCCAUAAAGCAAAGACUGCCUAAACGGCAAAUGGCAAUAGUGAUGGUAGAAAUGCAGUUCUCAGGCAUUUAAAAUGUGUGAUAUGAGUGCGUACGUUUUGUUUUCGUUUCCUUUUCAUUGUUUAUCUCCGAAGCCUUUAGGCCUUAACAAGGUAGAAUAAACAAAUACAAG